AUGUCGAAGCGUGACUAUGACACCCUGUCACGAGCGUCGCAUCCCGACGACUUCCACCUACGAUCUCCUGCGCAGCCACAACCCUACACCUCCCUUUAUUUUAACCCUAUAAGCGCAUAUACCUGCCCAUCAGCCGCAAUCCCUCCACCCUCCUCCAUACUUUUGGGCAAUGGACCGCCAUCCCACCUCGCCAGCAGCGGCACCAAAACAUACGCCUCGAGAUCUACCACACCGGCCAGCUCGGCAUCUGAUCUAAGCGAUGUGCCGAAAAACAUGAAAGAGAUCAGUCCGCCACCCCUUAGACGAUCCGAGGCCCGAACCGAGUCGCAAGUACCGAUCGCAAGCAACGCUGCAACUUCCACAGGAGCCCAACCUCACAGCUUUCCGAUGCAGAUGCCACAAUUCGCCGCGCCGCCAUCGAGAUCUUCUCGUGCUAGUAUUGUAGAAAAGCAAUGGGACAAGGCCGAUCUGGCCAAGACUCUACAAGAGUUUCUGAAAGGGGUCCGACAAGACCACUCGCGACUAGUCGCGCAUGCGAUUGAGGCCCUCGAACCUACAGAAUGGCGCGUUAGGAACGGCGCAGACCUCUUUCAGGGAUUGGGGACUGGCGCCGUUCCACAGAAGAAAGGAGAAACUAUGAGAAUUAAAUUCAAGCAACAUUUGAAAACCCGCAAGGACACGCGAGAGGAACAUUACGAGAUCAAAGCGAUCAAAACAGCGACAGAAAGGGUCCCAAGAUACCGAUUUCAUCAUGUCGAAAUAAAGAAAAACGUCCUCACGCCAAAUACGAUGUUGACAUUCGUCCCACACCUCCGUGACCUUGACAGCAGCGAGGAGCCAAAGUACAAUCUAUGGCUAAAGGAGCUCGAACAAAUUGAUACAGAAUCGGGCUUUAAGCCGAUGAACCGGGAGGAAAAGGUCAUUCUCACGAUCCAAACAGAGCGCGCAGCCACCGUAUCCCUAUAUCUCGAUACGUGGUUGGAGCAGCUUGGCAUAGCCAACUGUACAAAGGCCACAUUGGUCGCUCAUAUGGCUAGCCAGGAGCCUAGUGAUAAAAUGACGGCCCAGCAAAAGUCAGACAUUAUCCGAUCCAGCCGCGAGGCGACUGAUGGUAAUUCGGCUAGCCAGGAUGCGAGAAAGGCUGCGGCGUUAUUUACAGACGCAUUCAAACAGGUUUUCGAUAACGAUGACUUGCCACUGGCGAGUAGGAUUGAGCUUCGAAGGAGUCUACUGCUCGAGGAGUCUGUCGACGGCGUUUUGGAUCCAAAGGCUGCCGCAAAGGAUGCAGGUACCGGAACGCAAGGAGAUGUGUAUAAGACGACUGAAGCGCAUCUGGCCACUUAUAGCAUACUGGGCUGUCUCAUUUGCCACAGUCAUUCUUGCGACCACGGCGAGUAUGACAAGGAAAACCUCAAGCAGACCUUUUCUUUGUCAGCUGUGAUGCCGCUGUCCGACCUUCUCAAGCAACGACGACGAAAGCUGGCAUUAGAGAGCGUCGGUACUAGCGUGAGUGAGCUCACUGAGCUGCCAUGUCGCCGGGAAUGCUACCUAUCAACACCUCCAGUGAGCCAGAUGCAGGAGUUGAGACCUUGGGCAGAGGAAGAGAUGAGGCUUCUGAAAUCGAUAUUCUUAACGCUCGACCAAAGCAAGCUGCAAAGAGACCCAAUCUGUUUCGCUGCAGAUAUUUUGGAUCGCAAAUGUUGCGCCGUCUAUAUCAAGUUCAGGUCGCUGGCUGUCAAAUUACCAGAAGCCACGCGCUUAGAACCACCGCGAGUCAAAGCACUGUCAUGGUACGAUAAUCGUCGAAAAAUCCUUAUUGGGGACUGGCAGGACCACAUAAAAUCGCAUGAGCACCAACGCCGUGAAAUAAUCGAACCGUGUUCGCACGAGGGUCCUUGUACUCAGAAGUGUCGUUGUGUUCAAAUGGGCCUACUCUGCGAGAAGUGGUGUAGAUGCACGGUAGAUACGUGCUCAUACAAAUUUACUGGAUGCCCAUGCCGGGCUACGGGCAAGAGCUGCCAGGCCAAGCAAAAAGAUAAACCAUGCAUCUGCGUACAACUCAACCGCGAAUGCGACCCAGAGCUCUGUGGAACAUGCGGUGCCUUGGAAAGAGCCGAUCCGCAUAAUGCCAACGCUCAUGUAUUGCAUGAAACUGGUUGCCAGAAUUGCGAGCUCCAGCGGGGAGGCAGCAAGAAGCUUAUCCUGGGUCAGAGCCAACUAGAUGGGGUUGGAUAUGGAUUGUUUACGGCGGAGGAUAUUGCUCAGGAUGGUUUCGUGAUUGAAUAUGUGGGUGAGCUCAUUACUCAUGACGAAGGUGUACGAAGAGAGGCUCGUCGCGGUGAUGUGUUUGAUGAAGAGUCUAACAUCUCUUACGUCUUCACUCUGCUGGAGCAUGAAGGCAUCUGGGUCGAUGCCGCAACUUAUGGAAACCUCAGCCGCUAUAUCAACCAUGCGACUGAACAUGAUCGCACCGGCUCUAAUAUCACACCACGAAUUCUUUACGUUAACGGCGAGUUCAGAAUCAAGUUUACGGCUUUGCGAGACAUCCAAGCGGGUGAAGAGCUGUUUUUCAAUUACGGCGAAAACUUUCCGAACCUCACCAAGAAGCUUCUUGACACUAAGACAGGCCAGAAGCCAGUGAAGCCAGGGCGACCACCACGAUCGGCUGCCAGCACGGGCGUUGCGCGAAAGGCACCAAAGCCAGAGCAGAAGAAGAUGGAGCGCAAAAAGCCUGGAGCAAGGCGAAGGAGGCGGCGGACAAUUGUGAAAGACGACGACGACGAUGACGAUGAUGAUAUGCAGUCAGCAUACAUUCCACCGCUAAACCGAGCAGUAAAACGCAAACGAGGGCUGGAAAGAACUAGUUCGGACCAAGACAUGUAUCGCACUCGCGAAUCUAUACCGCAGACGCAGUGGCAGGAAUCAGCGGCAGAGGACGAGGACGGCUUGGUCGAGGAAGCAACACCCAACGGGGGCAUUAGGACUAGGCGUAUCCUGCGCGCCAGAGCAUCGGAGACGCCGACCAAAGUUGACAAGGUCAAGGCAGCGGGCAGACGCGGUGGUGCACGGCCAGGCAGUGGACGGCCUAGGAAACAUCCACGUCCCGUGCCGAAGCUAGUGCUCGAAAUGGCCGAGCCUGCGUGGCGGCUGAAGGAUCUCGCUACGGCAUUGCCAUGGCGUGACAGCUUGAGCGCAUCCCCACAGACGAUGCGCCAGGGACGAGCUGAACAAGAUGAGUCUGACGAGGUUGGAGACAGCCAGGAGUGGUCUACGGCUGGCGAAGAUGAUGCGUCAAAGGCCUACAGGCAAGACUCGCGGGGUGAAGAGGAGGAGGAUGAGGCCACGAGCGUGAACGGUGUGGAGGAAGAAGAGGAAGAAGAGGAAGAAGAUGACCAAGAUGUGGUGGUGCGAAAGCGAAUGGACCGAGCCACCAGAAACAGGCGGCCGCCAGCCAAAUUCCGCGGAGACGAUUUUUGA
Beauveria bassiana ARSEF 2860 is the source of this 3477-nucleotide messenger RNA. RefSeq names its product SET domain-containing protein. The transcript has 2 exons. The coding region runs from base 1 to 3477 and encodes 1158 amino acids. Lineage: Eukaryota; Fungi; Ascomycota; Sordariomycetes; Hypocreales; Cordycipitaceae. Gene Ontology annotation, biological process: chromatin remodeling. Gene Ontology annotation, molecular function: protein binding; histone methyltransferase activity. The record is from RefSeq and is a predicted model, not a curated record.